Messenger RNA from Rhododendron vialii, 2011 nucleotides. RefSeq names its product probable xyloglucan endotransglucosylase/hydrolase protein 33. The transcript is spliced from 4 exons. Gene Ontology annotation, biological process: xyloglucan metabolic process; cell wall biogenesis. The record is from RefSeq and is a predicted model, not a curated record. NCBI's taxonomy places the organism in Eukaryota, Viridiplantae, Streptophyta, Magnoliopsida, Ericales, Ericaceae. Bases 769 to 1713 code for a protein of 314 amino acids. Gene Ontology annotation, cellular component: apoplast; cell wall. Gene Ontology annotation, molecular function: hydrolase activity, hydrolyzing O-glycosyl compounds; xyloglucan:xyloglucosyl transferase activity.
UGAAAUUUGGCUUCUCUAGUCCGAGUUUGAAUUGAAAUGUCUGGGCUCGAGCUCAGCAAUCUCACCACCUGAGCUUAAAAACCAACAGUCUAGACUUUUUCACUACUCACAAGCACAAUAGAAUCUGAACCAUUCAGAUUAAAAAAUGCCCCCACGAGUUGUGUUUUCGAAAGCUGCCUCACAGGCCACAGCCAGUGGCUCCUACUAAAAUGAGUUCAGGUGAUAUUUUGUUGAGAUAAAAGAUCUCACCACUAUCUUUCCAUUGCACAAUAUGACAUGGUAUUAUAACCAAUGGGUGGAGGAGAAUAAACCCAAGGGGUUUUUGGCCAAGAGGGCACGAAAAAGCAAUAAGUUCUUAUCUUCCAUAAAGUCGCAUGUUCGAGACCAAACAUCCCAAACUAGGGACCACUGGAGGGUUUGCCCGAUGCGCGCAAGCUGUCCCGAACAUCUAGAUUUUCAAAAAAGAGGUUGAGGAGAAUUGUGUUGAACACAAUAAUCCACAAAGAUUCACGAAUUUCCAUGACAUGGACCCCAUCCAAAGGGAUGGGCUGACCACCGGAUCCUUUCAAUUUCCAAACUCACCCCACAUGCAACUCCAAAUCAUUGUACUCCGUAUUAAUGAGCGAAAACCACCCCAUGAAAUUUAAAUUCCGAAAGACGUAUCAUCCAGCUUGCAACAGCUAAGCAAAAAGGCCUAAACUCCUAUGAAGUACCCACCACGUAUAUAGCCAUGGCUUUCUACCAUAACCUUCAUCUACCUUAUGAGCCAUGGCAUCUGCAGAAGAGAAAUUACUCUUUUCAAGCCUCUUAGUCUUCUCCCUCAUUGCCACAGUCUCAUCGCGCGGUGCAGUUUACACCCCUCCAACUGUUCCAAGUUUAACAAAUCGCUUCAACCGUGUCUCGAUCAAUCAAGGCUACUCUGAAUCCUUCGGACACUCAAAUAUUCACAUACUGAAUAACGGGUCCAAUGCCAAUCUCGUCCUGGAUAAAUCUUCAGGUUCUGGAUUGGUCUCGCAGAGCAAAUACAACUACGGAUUCUUCAGUGCUGCAAUAAAGCUACCAUCUGGUUUCACAUCAGGAGUUGUAAUAGCCUUUUAUUUGUCUAAUGCAGACCUUUACCCUCACAACCAUGAUGAGAUUGACAUUGAAUUGCUUGGUCAUGAGAAGAGAAGAGACUGGGUAAUGCAAACAAAUAUCUAUGGCAAUGGAAGUGUCCACACAGGGAGAGAAGAGAAGAUUUACCUCUGGUUUGACUCGACACAGCAGUUCCACCAAUACAGCAUCCUCUGGAACAGUCACCAUAUAGUGUUUCUAGUGGACAAUGUACCAGUUAGAGAAUUUGUUCACAAUUCUGCCAGUUCCUCUGUUUACCCAUCAAAACCCAUGUCGGUUUACGCAACAAUUUGGGAUGCAUCAGAGUGGGCAACUCAUGGGGGAAAAUACCCAGUUAAUUACCAGUAUGCACCAUUUGUUGCUUCAUUUGGGGAGAUGGAAAUGGAAGGCUGUGUUUGGAACCCAAAAGUCUCAGCUGCGUCUUGCCCUAGGAGUAGUGGGCUUUCUAGUUUGGACCCAGUUGAGGGGCAGGAGUUUGUGAAGCUAUCACAGGAGCAGAUCAAUGGAUUGGAAUGGGCAAGGAGGAAGCUCCUGUUUUAUUCUUACUGUAAAGAUACAACCAGAUACAAAGUUCUACCACCAGAAUGCAAGCCUAAUUAACCCCUGUAUGGAAUUCCAUUAGCAAAUGGAGUGGCAGCCAAGUGGUAGGGUUGCCCUAUUCUCAUUGCAUGAGGUGAGGGUUCAAACCCAACCAGCCCCAUCCCCCCUUUUCUUAGUAGUAGAAUAGGAUUUGCCUUGUUCAAAAACAAAAAAUUAAAUUCAUUAUUUCUUUAACCUAAAAGGCAGACAUGAAUACUUGAAAUAAAGGAUUUAUUAAGACCAUAUUGUAAAGCAGAGGUUCUUUUAUGUCACCUAUCAUGUAAUGAUAAAAGUGUCAAAGAUUCCAAUGUUCUACGCA